CCUGAGUGACUGGAAGGGGUGGAGCCUGGAUCCACCCCUUGCCAGAACUCAUUUAAGGGUUGGCAGUGGAGGUGAAGGCAUCUCUUGCCAGAGAUCCCUGCCUGCCUAGGAGCUUUUUUCUUUCAUUUCUGCGUCUGUGGCUGCUGUAUUUGGGCUUGUUCCCAUUCGCUGUAGCCAAAGACUUUGCCACCCUGCCAUUAUUAUCCCAUUAUAGCAUUACACUGUCACUCUAGAUUUCUAGAGGAAGGUACUUUGUUGUUAGUUUAGCCUUCCCAUGUAGUUCUCUGUUAGCCUGGAAGGAGCUCCACCAGAGGUCAUAAAAAGGGCAGGUAAACUGAACAGGAUUUCUUUGAGUACUUCAGAAAAUCUCAAAUAGCUUUUCAUAACACAGUUAACUGUUCACACAGUGAAGCAAAAUGUUUACAGAUGUCUUACUUCUGUAGGAUGUAUUUUCACUUGAUUUUAAGUGUGAGUUCACAUAGCAAAAAAAGAAAUUCUUACAAGUUCUGCCACAGACUUCUGCAGGUUAGUAGUUGUCACCUCAAAGUUCGUGAAUUCAGUUUCAGAUUUUAUUAAAAAACAGUUCUGAGUAGUUGAGUGAUAAUUGUGACUAGUCUUUGUUAGGUUUGGUCAUAGACAACCUCCACUGUUUUUCAGCAGUACACCAAUAUUUGAAAUACUCAGGAGUGAAUACUUCUAUGCACUUUCAGCCCUACUGUUUCAGUGCAAGCUUUCUAAUCAUAUACCAGCUUUGAUAGAUAGGAAUGUCCUGCUGUUCAUUCUUAAAUUAGAAUGCCUCUCUCUGUUUCCAGACUUAACUCAAAGUGCUUGCUAGCAUCUUAGAUUAGAAUCUGUACAGUCAAAAGAUGGAAUAGUUAGUUAACCUAUAGCAUCUGUGGUUCUGAGAGAUGUGUGGUCUGUGGCUGCCUUCCUUUCUAUUAGUUCUGAGUCCAGUCUACUUGAAUUUCUUAUUAACAAAGGAACUGAGAGGUGGUUGAGGCUGCUGCAUCUGUUUUGCCACUGUUUAUUGGUGGUGACAGAGCCAAAAGGCUCUCACAGUGGACAGCGCACUAUUCAGAGAAAAUCCAGAUUUGUGCACGAGGCAUUUUCAUACCUAGAGCGGAGAACACAUUUCAGAAACCACAGCUACAAUUUUCACUACGGGGCAAUUAACCAGAGGCUUACCCCAACCCAGAAAUUUACACCAAAAGACUUAAUUGCUGCAAUGAAAGCCCUAAAUGUGGAGCUCGGAUUAAUUAUCGAUUUAACAUAUACCACGCGAUACUAUGAAGUUAAGGAUUUACCUAAAAGUGUGCAGUAUAAGAAACUUUAUACGGUUGGACUCGAAGUUCCUGAUAAUGCUACUAUUCUACAAUUCAAAAAAUGGGUCAGAAAAUUCCUAUGGGAAAAUGCAAGAAAUGAAAAACUCAUUGGUGUCCACUGUACUAAUGGAAUUAAUAGAACUGGCUACCUUAUAUGUAGGUACCUUAUAGACGUUGAAGGCUGGGAUCCAGAGGCAGCAAUCCAAGCUUUUGGUGAUGCUAGAGGUCAUUGCAUGGAUGGUCUUGUAUAUCUCACAGAUCUCAGGACACAACCAAUGAGAAGUAACCUUGGAAUGGAUGUAUGGGAUUCAGAUGAAGAUAUCGUUCCACCACCAAAUGCAACAGAAGGACCUGUGGAACAAUUCCCAAAUGAAGAUUUUCAGGGGUCUGGGAAAAGAUUAAGAGUUUAUGAUGACAACUCUCAUAAUAAUUUGCAAGGACAAACACAACUGAGAGAUUUUGAUUUCGUUAAUAAGGGACCUGGACGAAGACGAAGACCAUUUCAUGACCAUCAGACUCAGGAUGAUUUGAGAGCACCAAUGCAGAUGAGAAAUUGGGACUACAAUAGGGGACCAGGACAGAGGCAAAGACCAUUUCCUGAUCACCAGUUUUACGAUGAUUACCAAGAAGACAUACAGCUGAAAGACUUCAGUAACAAGGGACCUGGGCAACAGCUGAGACCUUUUUAUGGACGCCAGUUUCGUGGUGAUUUACAGACAGAGAGACAAUCAAGGAACUUUGAAUUUAACAGAGGCCAUGAGCAAAGGCAGAGAUCUUUUCCUGACUGUCCAUCCCACAAUGAUUCACAGGAAGAUAUGAAGUCAAAGGAUUUUGAUUUUGGUAGCAGGGGCCGCGGCCAGGGGAAAAGGCUGUUCCACAAUCACCCAUCUCAUGAUCAAUUUCAGACUCCAGUGCAGUCAAAAGAGUUAGAUUGUGUCAAAAAAGGUCCUGGCCAAAGACUGAGACCAUUCCAUGACUAUCAGUCACAGCCCCGGAUGCAACUGGAAGAUUUUGAAUUUGUUAAUAGGGGUCGUGGGCAGAGAUCGAGACCUUUCCACGAUCACCAGCCUCACAGUGACUUACAGACAGAGAUGCCACUCAAAGAUUAUGAUAAUAAAGGCCCUGGGCAAAGGCGCAGACCUUUUCGUGACCAUCAGCCUUAUGAUGACUUACAGGAGCAGCCUCAGUUAAAAGACUUUGAUUACGUUAAUAAAGGACAAGGACAAAAAAGGUCAAGACUUUUCCAUGAUCAUCCUGUCCAAGACGACCUGCCACGUGAAUGGUGUUCAGACAGAAGCCAACCUUUUUCUUCCCAUGAAAAUGUAUCAGAACCUCAGUUCUCCUCAUCUCCUUCACUUCACAGAGAUUAUGGAUCUGAUAAUGAUAACUUCAACAGAAGCUAUAGUAAUCGAGCAAGCUGUCCUGAAGACAAUAGGAGAGUGCAUCCUUCAGAUGAAUUUAGCAGAGGAAAAAACAGAUUUGCACCAUAUUCUUCAUGUACAAUGCAUCCAUCCUCAUCUGUACAUCAGGAAGAUAAUUCAUUAGACUAUGAAAUAAAAACUUUUGAAGGUGAAACUACCAGAGAAAUGGAACAAGGCAAAAGAUUACCAGUUGUAACAGUUGAUUACAACUAUGGUCUGCCAUUAGAUUAUGGACCUGAAGAGGAGGAGAGAACACCUUAUGAUUUACCUCCAAGAGACCAUUACAGCUGGAACUGAAUAAAAAAAGGCACUGUUUCCUAA
Messenger RNA from Phasianus colchicus (ring-necked pheasant), 3064 nucleotides. RefSeq lists its product as uncharacterized. Gene Ontology annotation, molecular function: polynucleotide 5'-phosphatase activity. Gene Ontology annotation, biological process: protein dephosphorylation. The record is from RefSeq and is a predicted model, not a curated record. Lineage: Eukaryota; Metazoa; Chordata; Aves; Galliformes; Phasianidae.